CCCGUCGCGGCCACGUGAUUCGGCUAAGAUGGCCGACGGGGAAAGUGGCUGCCCGGCGGGGCGGGAACCGGGGCAGGCGCCGGGACCGGAGCCGGGAGAAGAGUUCGAGAUUGUGGACCGAAGCCAGCUGCCUAGCCCUAGCGAGCUGCGGAGCGCGGCCAAGCCGCGGGUGGGGCCGGAGGGCUGGUCGGCGCCCAUCCUGACCCUGGCGCGGAAGGCCACUGGCAACCUGUCGGCAAGCUGCGGAAGCGCGCUGCGCGCGGCCGCGGGACUGGGAGGCGCGGACGGAGGCGCGGACGGCGCGGCGCGCGCAGCUUCCAAGUGCCAGAUGAUGGAGGAGCGUGCCAACUUGAUGCACAUGAUGAAACUCAGCGUCAAAGUCUUGCUCCAGUCUGCCCUGAGCCUGGGCCGCAGCCUGGAUGCGGACCAUGCCCCCUUGCAGCAAUUCUUUGUAGUGAUGGAGCACUGCCUCAAACACGGGCUGAAAGUCAAGAAGAGUUUUAUUGGCCAAAAUAAAUCUUUCUUUGGUCCUUUGGAGCUGGUGGAGAAACUUUGUCCAGAAGCAUCAGAUAUAGCCACCAGUGUCAGAAAUCUGCCAGAAUUAAAGACAGCUGUGGGAAGAGGCAGAGCAUGGCUUUAUCUUGCACUCAUGCAAAAGAAACUGGCAGAUUAUCUGAAAGUGCUUAUAGACAAUAAACAUCUCUUAAGUGAGUUCUAUGAGCCUGAGGCAUUGAUGAUGGAAGAGGAAGGGAUGGUGAUUGUGGGUCUGCUGGUGGGACUCAAUGUUCUCGAUGCCAAUCUCUGCUUAAAAGGAGAAGACUUGGAUUCUCAGGUUGGAGUGAUCGAUUUUUCCCUCUACCUUAAGGAUGUGCAGGGUCUUGAUGGCGGCAAAGAGCACGAAAGAAUUACUGAUGUCCUUGAUCAAAAAAAUUACGUGGAAGAACUUAAUCGGCACUUAAGCUGCACAGUUGGGGAUCUUCAAAACAAGAUAGAUGGCUUGGAAAAGACGAAUUCAAAACUUCAAGAAGAGCUUUCAGCUGCAACAGACCGGAUUUGUUCACUUCAAGAAGAGCAGCAACAAUUAAGAGAACAAAAUGAGUUAAUUCGCGAAAGAAGUGAAAAGAGCGUGGAGAUAACAAAACAAGAUACAAAAGUUGAGCUGGACACUUACAAGCAAACUCGGCAAGGUCUGGAUGAAAUGUAUAGUGAUGUGUGGAAGCAGCUAAAAGAGGAGAAGAAAGUCCGUUUGGAACUAGAAAAAGAACUGGAGCUGCAGAUUGGAAUGAAGACGGAGAUGGAGAUCGCAAUGAAGCUGCUCGAAAAGGACACCCACGAGAAGCAGGACACCCUAGUCGCCCUCCGCCAGCAGCUGGAGGAAGUCAAAGCCAUCAAUUUACAGAUGUUUCACAAAGUUCAGAAUGCAGAGAGCUGUUUACAGCAGAAGAAUGAAGCCAUCACAUCUUUUGAAGAAAAAACCAACCAGGUUAUGUCCAGCAUGAAACAGAUGGAAGAAAGGUUACGGCAGUCUGAAAGGGCCAGGCAGGGGGCUGAGGAGCGGAGCCACCGGCUGCAACAGGAGCUGGGCGGCCGGACGUGUGCUUUGCAGCAACAGCUCUCACAGCUGCAUGAGCAGUGUUCAAGUCUAGAGAAAGAGCUGAAAUCAGAAAAAGAGCAAAGACAGGCUCUUCAACGAGAAUUACAGCAGGAGAAAGACACUUCCUCUCUGCUCCGAGCAGAGCUACAGCAAGUGGAAGGAUUAAAAAAGGAGCUGCGGGAGCUCCAGGACGAGAAGGCGGAGUUGCAGAAGGUUUGCGAGGAGCAGGAACAGGCCCUCCAGGAAAUGGGGCUGCACCUCAGCCAGUCAAAGCUGAAGAUGGAAGACAUCAAAGAAGUAAAUAAGGCACUGAAGGGCCAUACUUGGCUGAAAGACGAUGAAGCAACGCACUGUAAGCAGUGUGAAAAGGAGUUCUCCAUUUCCCGAAGAAAGCACCACUGCCGUAACUGCGGCCAUAUCUUCUGCAACACGUGUUCCAGCAACGAGCUAGCACUGCCCUCCUACCCCAAGCCCGUGCGUGUGUGCGACAGCUGCCACACGCUGCUCCUGCAGCGCUGCUCCUCGUCCACUGGCUCCUAAGCACACAGAACGUCGGCAAGGCAGCCUCACAAUAGUGCCAAACUCUGUGGGUCUUGGGGAUGCCCAGGGGCUUGGGGAAGCAGGAAGGAACGCGAUCCUGGCCGGCUGUGCACACAGCAUGGCGGAAUGGAAGGUACACGCCUCUCCUUUCCGGACUGUAUGGAAUUAACCUAUCUGCUAACCUGUCUGGAUGCUUCCUUCUCACUUGGCUACAUCACUGGCUUUGGCUCCAGUGUAACUUCAUGAUUUUGCUACUGUCAUUUUUCACUUUUCAAAAAAAUUGUCCAGUUUUAUGGCAGUCAUACUAGUAUAAUGAGCAACCAGUUCCACCCCCCCCCCCCCCCCCCCCCCCGCACCCUGCCUUCCCUGCUUCAGAAGCCAGAGAUUUGCCACAUCACACCCUUGUUAAUAUGUCUUUGGACCUGCAAUAAAAUCAUUUAUUUUUCA
Molecule: messenger RNA, 2581 nt
Organism: Neofelis nebulosa (Clouded leopard)
Lineage: Eukaryota; Metazoa; Chordata; Mammalia; Carnivora; Felidae
Gene: RUFY1
Product: RUN and FYVE domain containing 1
Exons: 18
Coding region: 29-2134 (701 amino acids)
Biological process (GO): protein transport; regulation of endocytosis
Cellular component (GO): cytoplasm
Molecular function (GO): metal ion binding
Source: RefSeq, a predicted model, not a curated record